Messenger RNA from Myodes glareolus (Bank vole), 1062 nucleotides. The record is from RefSeq and is a predicted model, not a curated record. Lineage: Eukaryota; Metazoa; Chordata; Mammalia; Rodentia; Cricetidae.
AUGUCAAAGGACAUCAUAGCCCAGAACUGGGACUACAAAGUAUUCAGUGUGCCGAAUUUCUACUGCAGGUGGACCAUAGAUAACUUCUAUUUUAUUUUAGAGAAAAGGCAGGAAAGCAUUAGAAGCCCAAGUUUCUCAACAGGAGACAAUGACAAGUGGUGUUUGAGAGUUCACCCGAACGGGACCGAUGAAGAAAGCUCAGACUACCUGUCAGUUAACCUGGAGCUACUCAGCUCUCCAAAGAGUGCCCUGAUUGCACAGUUCCAGUUCUGGAUCAUCAAUGUCAAAGGAGAAAAAACAGAAAUUGUCACAAGUCCAAAAUGCUUUAGGUUCCGGCCAGGCUAUGAAGGGGGCUACAAAAUGUUCAUCCUUAGAGAUUUUCUCUUGGACCAUAAUUAUUGGCUUCUCCCUGAAGACAAACUCACCCUCUUCUGCAGAGGAAUCCAGUUCCCAGACUCCAACACAAUCUCUGAGGAAACCACAAAGUCAGAGAUCCAGGUUCCAAGGUGCACGUUGGCAGAUGAGCUAGGAGAACUGUGGAAGAAUUCCAGCUUCACAGACUGCUGCCUGGUGGUAGCUGGCCAGGAAUUCCGGGCUCACAAGGCCAUCUUAGCUGCUCGCUCUCCAGUUUUCAGAGCCAUGUUUGAACAUGACAUGGAGGAGAGCAGAAAUAAUCGCAUUGAGAUUCAUGACCUGGAACCUGAAGUCUUCAAGGCAAUGAUGGGCUUCAUUUACACCGGGAAGGAACCAGAUCUCCACAGUAUGGCAGAUGCUGUGCUGGCAGCUGCUGACAUGUAUGGCCUGGAGCAUUUGAAGGUCAUGUGUGAGAGUGCCCUCUGCAGGGACCUCUCUGUGGAGAAUGCUGCCCACACUCUCUUCCUGGCUGACCUCCAUAGCACGGAGCAACUGAAAACUCAGGUCCUGGAUUUCAUUACAGCUCAUGCUUCCGAGGUCUCUGAGACCUCAAGUUGGAAGACAAUGGUGGAUUUAUACCCCUACUUGGAGGCUGAAGCAUACAGCACCCUUGCUUCUCCCCAAUGCUCUUACUGUAGUCCCCCCUAA